UCCUGGCGGCGGCUUCCGGCUCCGGCGUCUCCGCCCUACUGCGCCGACGCGUGGCGAGGGCGCGUUGCUGGGAGGCCUAGCACCUUCUUCCCAGGCUCGGCCGCAGCAUGGCCUCCCUCCUGCUGAGCAGGCUGCUGAGCUCCGCGGCCCGCCCGCUGCUGCGCCUGCCUCUCCCCGUGGCCCUCCCCGCGCCCCUGCGGCCGCCACCCGGCCUGCCGCCGCCGCCCGCGCUGGGCUUCAAGACCAAGGCCGUGCUGAGGCGGCGCUGCGCCCACUGCCGCCUGGUGAAGCGGCGCGGCCGCUGGUUCGUGUACUGCAGCGCCAGCCCCAAGCACAAGCAGAGGCAGAUGUAGCCCGGCCUGGGCGGGAAGGCCCCGCGGAAGUGGCUUCGCCUGUGCAAGGAGAGAUGAAGUUUGAACCGUGCGUGCUCCGAGACCCUCGGCCUUGAGGUGCUGCCGGCUCGGUCCCCGGCCGUCUCACCCGUGUGUGUACCUUCCUGCAAGCUGUGCCUGUGCCAGAGCCGGAGGUCACCAGGCAGUGUGAAGGGACGGCUGGUGGUGUCCGCCGACCUCAGAAUGCAGGCACUUUAGAAAGGACCGAGUUAAGUGUGGAGGGCACCGUGCGACAGCUUCUCGACGCGGGUGCAGUCCUGUUGUCCCAACAUUCCCGACCUUCCAGGGUGAGAGUGAAAGAUGGGGAUAGCCAUCGUAAACUCAAGGGAAAUUUAAUUUGCUUACAUACAAAUGUAUUUUGGAUAUCAAUUAAAUAUGUUUGUCAUCCUA
This is a messenger RNA of Cynocephalus volans (Philippine flying lemur), 782 nucleotides long. RefSeq names its product mitochondrial ribosomal protein L36 (gene MRPL36). Gene Ontology annotation, biological process: translation. The transcript has 2 exons. Gene Ontology annotation, cellular component: ribosome; mitochondrial large ribosomal subunit. Gene Ontology annotation, molecular function: structural constituent of ribosome. Bases 108 to 353 code for a protein of 81 amino acids. NCBI's taxonomy places the organism in Eukaryota, Metazoa, Chordata, Mammalia, Dermoptera, Cynocephalidae. The record is from RefSeq and is a predicted model, not a curated record.